This is a messenger RNA of Colossoma macropomum (tambaqui), 1191 nucleotides long. It is a transcript of the gene uts2b, whose product is annotated as urotensin 2, beta. The record is from RefSeq and is a predicted model, not a curated record. The transcript has 4 exons. Gene Ontology annotation, cellular component: extracellular region. Gene Ontology annotation, molecular function: hormone activity. Lineage: Eukaryota; Metazoa; Chordata; Actinopteri; Characiformes; Serrasalmidae. The coding region runs from base 708 to 1082 and encodes 124 amino acids. Gene Ontology annotation, biological process: regulation of blood pressure; blood vessel diameter maintenance.
UGGUUUAAAUAAACUGUAACAUAAUCCACAUAAAUAUCUAAGAUCUGAAUACUUAUAUUCAUUUUUUUAAUAGUUUUUUUUUUUUACUGUUGAUCUAAUUCAGUAGAAUUGUCCAUUUAAUAAAUACUUUUAUUGCAUUACUGUGUUGGAUAUACUAGAUACCCAAACCAGAGCUGACCCAAAGGGCAAAAGACUUCCAUAGCAAACGUCAUCAAAAAUAAUAAUAAUAAACAUCCUCUACGUCACAAGUCCUAAAAACAGAAGCGCCAGCCUUCGAGCCAUAAAUCGUAGGAGCCUCUUAAGGAAAUUAAUGAAGUGGGCAGUUUGCCAGGCCGUCUGCCCACCAAACUCUGUGAUACAAACUGCUCUCUCGCACCUGCGCUCACUGGAUUGAUGACGGUGGCUGAAUUACACAGCAGAGUGGUAAAAAUGCAGAGCGCAGCCUGACGCCUGUGUUUUAUUGAUCCAUUUAUUCAAGCGAUCGGCUGGCGCAGAGUUGGAUUUACAAGCAGCAGCACAUGCAGAUCCAGAGAAGUGGGGAGGACAGUGAAUGAGUGGAGGGAGAGAGGGGGGGUGAUGUUAGGGCUGGACAGGUGCUUUGACACCUCACUGAGAGAGGGGUAUAUAAAGGCUGGAUAGAAACUGAGGGAGACAUUUAGCUGAGGCCUUCUGCUUGACCGACAGACUGUCCAUCUCCCGUUGAAGCGAUGCUGUGUAAACUGCUGCUGUCCUGCGCUCUCCUUCUCGCAGCUCUGGAGCCUCUUUUAGGGCACCCAAUCGCACACUCGGCUGACAUCAUGUCCUACGCGGGGCCUGUGUCCAUAGAAGAAGACCAGCUGGUCAGCCCAGAAGAACUGUCCUAUUCUGACCAGUUGUAUUUGUCCAAUGGCUACCCUGCACUCCUUACAGGAGAUAUCAACAGAGAAGGUCUCAAAACAGCCAGCUUCAUCCCAAGCCAAUCGGUGAAAGACGUCAUGCUGGAGAAGCCUUUGUUGAACCCCCUGAGCCAUGUCCUGGGUGGCAGGAAGCAGUACCGGAAAAGAGGAAGCAACACAGAGUGCUUCUGGAAGUACUGCGUCUGAAAAAAACAAAACAUCCACACACAGAGACACAGCAUAUUGCACAUGUACAGCCACACACUCUCACAUGCUUUGCCAAAAUGACUGAUGCAAAAACGUCUUGAAGUAGAGA